Molecule: messenger RNA, 284 nt
Organism: Amoebophrya sp. A120
Lineage: Eukaryota; Dinophyceae; Syndiniales; Amoebophryaceae
Source: the annotation of a GenBank genome assembly
CUCAAGGAAAGCACUUUUCCGGAAGUAGGGUGCGUGCACGCGUGUUGCCAGAAAGGAUGCACUGCGCCGGCCCCUGCGUCUGAGCUUGAGGAGAGGGUGGACACAACUGCCAUUGAUUGGGCGCAGCCGCUAGCGGGCGACGAUAUGCUUCCUGGUAUGAACAGCAGCGACGCGAUCGCAGUUGCCGGCGCCCAGUGCGACGAGACAAAAUACACCGGUGCCACUCCUGCGUUUUACUGCCCCAGUGCGGGUGCUGAAGUUGCGUUCGUUGGCUGUGCAGAGAG